CUUCUUUCUUUCUUCCUCAUUUUCCUCAAACAUCUACAUUAGUAAGGUUUGAAACUGUGAUCUGAAGCUUCACACUCACCACCCAUUCUACUAAACUUCCAAGCCACCAAUUAGGACAAUCAAGUUUCUCACAUCAGAGACAGAAUAUAUUUAUACGAGGUGUGAGUGGUGCAUCCACUUUCAAAUGGGUGUAGUGAGGGGGGUGAUAUUGGAUGAAUCAGUAUUCUUGGCUGAAGGUGGUGAUGAUAAAAAUGUAUCUUCCCUACGGUUAGGAGUUGAGUCUCUCAUCCGAAUACUCUUCCUGUCCAGAAUCCAUAUGGGAAUUUCUUAUGGUGUGGGCCUUCCGGAUGACAAGGUGAGUAUUCUUAAAAGAAUUGCUAGUUUGUACUCGCUUGAUUGCUUUAUCUUAAAUGAUCCUGUAAGUGAGGUUAUGCCCGGAUGGAGUAACACUGAUGAUGGCAGCAUUAUUUAUCUGGUUUCUAACAAGAAGGAAUUGUUACCUAAAUUAAGUAGCUAUAAUUGGUUGAUUGUUGUUCUGAAUGUUGGAGGUGAAAGUUCAUGUGACACUCCAAAUAUACUUCAGAUUGAAAAUUUAGAAGAGUUGCCAUUGAUCAUGUGCAACUUAAAUAAAAGGUCAAUUGGGACCAAUGCCGUGACUGUGGGCUAUAUAAUGAAGCCUUCUCGUGUGGAAGAUUUUGCAAAGAGGGGUGCAUUCCCUUUGUGUCCUACUCAAAAUGGGUUGAUGUUCAUACCUCUCUCAUCCAAGCUGCCUUUAUCAUCUCAAUUAAAGGAUGUUGACAUAGUUCUCCAUAAAGCCACUGAUGAAAUAUUAUCUAUUGAAGAGAAUAAACUUACUUUUACACAGAACAUGCAAGAACUGCAAAGAUAUUUGGAUCAGCACCGGGAUUGCUGUGUGAUUGACCCGCUGAGUAACAUUUAUACUUUAUUGGAUCGGCUAGAAAUUCAACAAGUUCUACUUGACUUGGUAGAACUGAACACUAAAGGCAGCUAUUUGAUCAGAGGGGCCCAUUUUCUUAAGGUUGAUAAUUUUGAUGAAUUUAAUUUUGUGACUGGAUUAACUGAAGCUAGAUUGUCUCUUCCAUGUAUAGUGAAACCCAAAGUUGCUUGCGGUGUCAGUGAUGCACAUAAGAUGGCAAUUGUUUUCAGAGUUAAUGAUUUUAAGAAUUUAAGAGUUCCUCUUCCAGCUGUUAUUCAGGAAUAUGUGGAUCAUUCAUCCACUUUGUACAAAUUUUAUGUCUUGGGUGAACAAAUUUUCUAUGCUGUCAAGAAGUCAAUUCCAAAUGCUGAUAUUUUGAUGAAAUUAUCUAAUGGUGAUGACCUCAAACCUAUAGUGUUUGAUAGCUUAAAAUCUCUACCCACCGCUGACAGCGUCAAUGAUUCUGGAGCCAGUAACCAUGGCAUGACAAGGAAUGAGUCUAUUGACCUUAAGCUGGUUACAGAUGCUGCAAAUUGGCUUAGGAGAAGGCUUCAACUUACUAUCUUUGGUUUUGAUGUUGUAAUUCAGGAUGGCACUCAUGACCAUGUAAUUGUGGAUGUAAACUAUCUCCCAUCAUUUAAGGAAGUACCUGAUGACAUCUCUAUACCUGCCUUCUGGGAAGCCAUUAGAAAUAAGUUUGAUUGUUGGAUGUCUAAAUAAGAAUUUUGUUUGAACUUUGUGACUAUUUGACAAGGUAUUGUAUGCCAGUGAUUGCAUCAGACCAUUGAUCAAGCACUCGACCGUAUCAAGCUGGAAAUGAAGUUGAAUAACUCAGUCUUGCAUAUUUGAAGUUUGAAAUACUUUAACACUCGUUAAUACUAUAUAUUUACUGUAAUGUUUCUUUUGCUUCCUCUUUGCAAAAGUGCAAGGGUAAGGCUGCUAACGAAUGAUCCUCAUUUUUACCCUCGUAACUUGGGGAGUCUUGUACACCGGGAUUUGUCCUAUUUAAUGUUCCUUCUACUAUUUGGCGUUAUAUUACUUCACAAGAAAUUAUUAGCUAGGCACUGCCUAUUAUAGGCACUUAAAUUAACUGUUGACAUGUAUAAAGUUAUGUGAGUUUUACUAGAAAGACACUUAUCUCUAAAAGAUAUUCUUGCACAUGUCAAUGGAUGGUAUGAGUGCCUGUCAUGAACACAAAUUUCUUCUUGUUUAAUGUCUCAUCUUAAGGAUAGUUUUAUACUCGCAUUGUUAUGUGGACACAUGCAAGACAUUUUACUUAUGAGGAGGGAGAAACUUCACUUUUCUGGAAGAAAAAUUCUUUAUGCAAAUCUCUUCGGAACACAUCAUUUUACAUGUAAGUUAUGUAAACUUAUAAAGUGUAGAUAUGUAGAAA
This is a messenger RNA of Gastrolobium bilobum, 2330 nucleotides long. Its product is annotated as inositol 1,3,4-trisphosphate 5/6-kinase 4. Gene Ontology annotation, cellular component: cytoplasm. The transcript has 2 exons. Gene Ontology annotation, biological process: inositol trisphosphate metabolic process. The coding region runs from base 185 to 1657 and encodes 490 amino acids. Gene Ontology annotation, molecular function: inositol-1,3,4-trisphosphate 6-kinase activity; magnesium ion binding; inositol-3,4,5,6-tetrakisphosphate 1-kinase activity. The record is from RefSeq and is a predicted model, not a curated record. NCBI's taxonomy places the organism in Eukaryota, Viridiplantae, Streptophyta, Magnoliopsida, Fabales, Fabaceae.